AUGACAUCGUCUCAUUCCACUCGCAAUGUAGUCGUCGUCAUCGGCGCUGGUGGGAUGGGUCUCGCAGUCGCACAGCGACUGGCUCCCGGAAAGCACGUUCUUCUAGCCGACUUCCAGGAAACCACAUUGAAUGAUGCCCUUUCCACGCUUCGGGAAGAAGGCGUUAGCUGUGAAGGUCAUUCAGUAAACAUCGCCCACUACCGAUCCGUCGAGGCCUUUGCACAUGCUGCUCAUUCUGCGGGCCGUAUCAACGCAAUUAUCAACACGGCAGGCCUGUCUCCUGGAAGCGCCAGUGCCAAAGAGAUCUAUGCCGUGGACUUGAUUGGUACGGCCAAUAUAAUCGAGGCUUUCUUGUCUGUCGCGUCCGAGGGAACCUCCUUGGUUUGCAUUGCUAGUAUGGCCGGCCAUCUCAUCACCCUUUCCCCCAGUCUGGAGCGUCACCUUGCUACCGCACCUCUCACGCAACUUUUGGAUCAUGAAGGUCUGAACAUGGAAUCCUUGGAUGGCAAUAUUGCAUACACCGUUUCCAAGCGGGCAAAUAUUCUGAGAGUACAAGGUGCUGCAAAAGCUUGGGGCAGUCAACAAGCCCGAUUGAAUAGCAUAAGCCCUGGAGUCAUUGCGACUCCGCAACUUCUCGCGCAACUGGAUGGACCCCUGGGUGUAGGCCCAAAGACUAUGGUUGGUGUUUCGGCUUUGCAACGUAUGGGUACCCCGGAUGAAAUCGCAAACCUCGCAGUCUUUCUGGCUGGAGCCGAGUCUUCGUACGUCACGGGAACGGACAUCCUUAUGGAUGGUGGAACGGUGUCAGCACGGAAGUGGUCAAAAUCGGACUAG
Molecule: messenger RNA, 834 nt
Organism: Alternaria arborescens
Lineage: Eukaryota; Fungi; Ascomycota; Dothideomycetes; Pleosporales; Pleosporaceae
Exons: 1
Coding region: 1-834 (277 amino acids)
Cellular component (GO): intracellular anatomical structure
Molecular function (GO): oxidoreductase activity, acting on NAD(P)H, oxygen as acceptor
Source: RefSeq, a predicted model, not a curated record